UUGCCGUUCAUAUUUCUCAUAUUCCUCAAGUUCCUCAAGUUCCUCAUCUUUUAUUUAUAUUAACAAACUGGAAAGUCAUGCGCCAAGAACAGAAUCGACUCUUCAAUAUCUGAUGUUCGCCAUUCCCUCGAACAGAUAAACGAAACCGCCACGAUGCAAUCCUCAUCCAACACAACCUCGGCUGCCACUACGCCAUCGCUCAAGGAACUUAUCGAAUCAGGAGGAUCCGAAGAACGACUAUUCGACAGAACGCAUAGCUUACCCCUGUCUCCGCAUAUUAUGAUUCAGCAAGAUGCGGAUGGGUUCAGUCGACCGUCCUUUGCCCCUCACUUGUCUGCACCGCCCGACGUAUCUCAUUUCAAAAGCCCCAUGAGGCAUCACAAAAGGACGCCGUCUCAGCAUCGCGAAGUGAAGGAAACCCUCAACGCCAAGACCGAGUAUACGAACGAUGAGACAGAUGGCAGGUCGCAACAGACCAUCAACCAAUACACCAUUCGAGAGGAGAUUGGAAGAGGUUCCUACGGCGCCGUACAUCUUGCUACCGACCAAUUCGGAACCGAAUAUGCUCUUAAGGAAUUCUCAAAAUUGCGCCUCCGAAAACGAGCCCAGUCGAAUAUCUUGAGAAGACCCGAAGGUGGGAGGCCGCGAUCACUUGGUCCGGGACAGGGUCUUCACAGCGCCCACAGAAAACAACUCAGCCAUCAUGAAAUUGCCGAAGCAAAAGAUGCCCUCUUUCUAAUACGAGAGGAGGUUGCCAUCAUGAAAAAGCUCAAUCACCCUAACUUGGUACAGUUAUUCGAAGUAUUAGAUGACCCUGAAAACGACUCCUUAUACAUGGUCCUGGAAAUGUGUAAGAAGGGCGUUGUUAUGAAAGUCGGGUUAGACGAGCAAGCAACUCCCUACGACGACGAACAAUGUCGUUUAUGGUUUCGCGAUCUCAUCUUGGGCAUAGAAUACCUACACGCUCAAGGUAUUAUACAUCGUGAUAUCAAGCCCGACAACCUCCUACUAACAGAAGACGAUAUACUCAAGAUUGUCGACUUUGGAGUGUCCGAGAUGUUCGAGAAACCAGAUCACAUGAUGACCAGCAAAUCUGCAGGCUCUCCUGCUUUCUUACCACCCGAACUUUGCCAGGCCAGGCAUGGUGAUGUACCGGGCAAACCAGCUGACAUAUGGUCCAUGGGGGUUACUUUGUACUGUCUCAAAUAUGGUGGACUACCUUUUAAGCGGGACAAUGUGCUGGACAUGUAUGAUGCGAUCCGUACCGAGGAAAUUCGAAUACCCUCCGAUAACGAAGAUCCAAACUUCGUAGACCUCAUCACCAGGAUUCUAGAUAAGAACAACGAGACAAGACUGACUUUACGAGAAAUAAGAAAUCAUCCUUGGGUUACAAAAGAAGGCUCUGAUCCUUUGCUCUCCGAAGAAGAAAACUGUUCAGAUAUGGUAGGGCCGCCGAAUGCCCUGGAAGUUAACCACGCAUUCACGCGAAAGAUGGACCACCUGAUGUGUGUGUUGAAAGCAAUUCACCGGUUUAAGGGUCUCGUUUCUAAAAGUCGAGUUGCGACGCCCGAUAUUAAAGUAGCUCAAAUAUCUCACGCGCCGGAAAUCGUACGAGAGGCUAUUCCGGAAGAUACAGAAACAACCACAUCGUCGAUUGCAGAAGUCUCGGCCAUCGCGCAAUCGACACAUCAAAGAUCGAUCGCGGAAGAGGCUGCGGAGCUUAUCAAGCAGCGCAGAGAUUUCCUUGAAGCUCAAAAGCACGCAUUGACUCACCCACUGGCAUCGCCCGGGGCAGAAGAGAAGGGCCAUGCUCACGACAUAACGGAUAGGGCACCGCUUUUCUUAGGUAUCGGCAUGGGAGGACACGACGGAUUCACUGCCUCUGAGACUGAGGCUGACAUCGUGUCUGACUCGCCUACCGGUAUCGAUUUUGAUAUCUAUGACCGUGCUUUCGAGACGGAAAUCAAACGUAUCCGUUCCGAUAAGAAGAAAGGCCGGGCUAGGACCUAUUUCACGAAAUUUGUAGGGCCUCAAGAGAGGGGCAAGUAUACCGGCGACGAUUAUAUGGUAUUGGAGGCUGCGAAGUCACCAACCUCCAGUUCGCCAGCUUCAGGAGGGGGGUUAAAUUUUAUAGACAGAACGAUGGAGCGCGUGGACCGGGAGGGGCAUGAAGUUCAGGAUGGUGCCAGGAAGGCAUUCGAUGCCGCCAAAGAGACAGGACAUAGGUUCGCGAACCUAGUCAUGGCCGCGACCAAGGACCUAAAGGAAAGAAAUACGAACUAGAAGUAACGCUUCGUGAGCAUUUUGAAGUCUCUGGGCGGGGCGGGCAGCGUAAAGAGGAGGCAAAAAGGGGGUUUGAUGUUUCGUAUUCAAGCCGUCACGAUAUGACGCGUCACUCGCUCGCUCGCGAGUAGUUCCCCUCUAGGUUGUUAAAGCUAUCCGUCCAGGUAAUAGCAAAAGCAAAGGGCGAUAGAAGCGCCGUUGCGUAUAUGUAAUCAAGCAGAGCGGGCGUUUCGGGCCAGGAUGGAAAGGCAGGAAAAAGUGGAUUUGGGACGGGCGGAUACGAUUGUCGGUUCUCACCACACUAUCAAAUAUAACAAUUCCCUUAUUGCGCUGGUUCGCGGGAUUACAUGUGAUAGGAGAAUAUAGGAGAAUAUAGGAGAAUAUAGGAGAUAGGUUAGAGUAGCUUCCAUUGCCCAUCCACGCACCCGUUAAAAUUCCCCUACUCGUAAGAUAUAACACCUACCUACCUACACAAACUGAUCUUCGCUUCUCCCUCCUAAAACUCGGAUAC
Daldinia decipiens is the source of this 2794-nucleotide messenger RNA. Its product is annotated as Pkinase-domain-containing protein. NCBI's taxonomy places the organism in Eukaryota, Fungi, Ascomycota, Sordariomycetes, Xylariales, Hypoxylaceae. The transcript has 7 exons. Gene Ontology annotation, cellular component: cytoplasm. Gene Ontology annotation, molecular function: ATP binding; protein serine/threonine kinase activity. The coding region runs from base 154 to 2283 and encodes 709 amino acids. Gene Ontology annotation, biological process: intracellular signal transduction; protein phosphorylation. The record is from RefSeq and is a predicted model, not a curated record.